UAUAUUAUAAUUGACUAAAUAAAAAUAAAAUAUACAAAAAUAAAUAUAAAAUAAUCUUUCCACUCAUUUUCCCUCAAUAUAAAACCCACUUGAACAUAAAACAAGUAUUUUAACUUCCUUAUUGAGUUCUACUCCCAAAAAACCAGCUACAAAUCGCAUUAAAUUGUUCCAGGUAUAAUCCAUCCCCACGGUGAAAGUGCGCGCGUCCCAUUUCAAUGACGGGCACGCGCACGCCUAGUCACGCUGCCGCCUGCUAACCUGAGGUGUGCCUGCUACCGUGCUGCGGAACAACUCAAGUAGUAGCUCGUUAAACGCCGAGCUGAGCGCCGUUGCAGAUGCCCUAUUAAAGCCACUUGGAGGGGGCCAACCGGCGCCGGUUCCCCCCGAGGACAAGCGCCCGUCAUGGAGGACUCGGAGCCCGCAGAGGACGGCCUGCUCGCGGGCUUGCGCUGGAACCGGAGCGCGCGGGACCAGGCUCAGCUCAAACACAAAAUCCGGGACCUGCCGGGACUGCUUAAACACGGACUGCACCUGCGGAAGAAGAGCCAAUCACCUGACACAAUCCCCGGACCGAGCGCCGGUCCUACAGUCAACAAGUCUUGCUCCCAGAGUUUUCCGUGUGCCGGCCGAGCGGUGAGAAACGGCUUCCUCUCGCACGGACCGUACCCGGCGAAAGACAAGAUUCACCUAGCCAGAAUCAUACGGCGCAGUUAUGUUGGCGUGGAGUUGGUGCAGUGGCUUUGCGAGCAGUGCGUCUACGUGCGAUGUCGGACCACCGCCGUGCGGGUGUGGCAGGUUCUACUGGAGUUGGGAGUCCUCCUGUCUGUGGACCAGCGAGUCGUCUUCUCCGACUCCAACACGUACUACCAGUUCAGUUUCGAGGAGUGCGACUCCACCUCCUGCGAGUUUCGUGCCAACGAAGGGGAGUGGCCAGAGGCUGUUAGACUCCUCCUACAACUUGCUCCGUAUGUUCAGUUUCGCUGCGGGGACAGAACCAACAGCCCGUCGGAGGAGGACUCUGAGGGAAACCGCGAUGUGUGCAGCGAGAUCCUCCAGAUGAAAGCCUUAGAAAUGCUCACAUCUACCGUCCAAAACGAGUUGGCGGCAGCUCUUGCCCGAAAGACGCGCAAAGCUUUAUCAGAGCAGGACUCUGACAUGCCUGAAACGAGUCAGCAGAACGUGCGAUCGCCAUCUACAGAAACCAGCCCGUUGGGCGGCGUGUGCGCCCUGCAAGGUGGAGGGGGUAACGGCGGCGGGACCGUGUGCGGCCGAGAGGAACUGACCAACCGACUGGGCCUCGAGGCCGUUCAGCGUCUGGCUAAGGACGGCUGCCGGCUGUUGCAGAACCACAACUAUCGCUUGCCGGACAGGAACCAGGCGGAGGUGGUUGGUAGGGUUUGCCUGAAGGAGCGAGGACGCGACGUGCUAGUGUUGCAAAGAGUGACAUCGUCGCUGACAUCACCGUCGGAACGCCCCUCGCCCACAUCGUCAGGGGGUGGGUCCAGAGAGGAAGACAAAAGGUACGUGGUGGUGUCGGGGACGCCAUUGAAGAUCCUGGAGCAUCUGCUGAGCGACCUGCGGCUGGAUGACCAAAGAGGGGCGCCAGAGAGCACGGAAAGUGAAAUGCUGCUGGAUGACUUCCUGUUAACCUACCUGGUGUUCAUGUCCACCAACGACCUGUGUCAGGCUCUGCUGGGGCACUAUAGCGGCGCUCGCAGUCGAGGCCAGGAAGAGGGCAAGGAUACCCUCUUCAGGAAGCGCAAGGUCCUGCAGCUGGUCUCCCACUGGAGUCGACUCUACAAGGACUUCCUCAAAGAGGAGGAGCACGUUCGCGGAUUUAUGAAGACACUUUACAGGUGCGUCCUUGAGGAUCUCUACGAGUUUCCAACACUGGAAAAAGACCUCAAAGAGUUUCAGAAGCUUCUACGCCGUAGACACACAGUGGAGGACUGUCCACCCAACCAAAAGAGCAAACAAAUCCACCAACAACUGAGUUUGAAGGAAAACGGUUUGCAACUCCGAAGUCCUCCAUCUGACGCAAGAGAAGUUAUUUGCUGUGUCUACGUGAGCGCCGACUCCUACCUGAGCGUCCACACGCAUCCCUCGCUAGAAGCCCACGAGCUGCUAAGAAUCGUGAGACUGAAGAUGGACCGGUCAGAAGAAGACAUGGUGCUCGCUGUCUUCACGCACACUGGAGAGCGCAGGAUGUUACAGCCGAGCGACUGCGUGUAUUCGGAGUCGCUGACGCCGCAGGGGAAGCUUGUCGUCUGUCGGAGGGAUUUCGUGGAGAUCUUGCCCCCUUUAACUGACGGCGCUGAGCUCAGCAGGAGGGCGGUGCGCCUUUUGGGGAUUAACACGUGGGACGUGGCGGCAGCUCUCACGCACCUGGACUGGAGUCUAUUCAAAUCCAUCCAUGAGCAAGAGCUAGUUUACUACACACUCCGACGUUUCCCCGGCGGCGGCCACACGGCGGCGCUGCAAGUCUUGCUGCAGCGCUGCAACGAGGUGCAGCAGUGGGUCAUGUCCGAAGUCCUCAUGUGUGCGUCGCUCAACAAGCGAGUACAACUACUGAAAAAGUUCAUCAAGAUUGCAGCACAUUGCAAAACGCAGCGGAAUUUAAACUCCGCCUUCGCGAUCAUCAUGGGACUCAACACGGCGGCAGUGAGUCGACUCAACCAAACCUGGGAGAAAUGUCCAGGAAAGUUCAAGAAACUUUUCGCAGAGUUGGAGCUGAUCACGGAUCCGUCUCUUAACCACAAAGCUUACAGAGAAGCUUUCAAGAGAAUGAAACCUCCAAAGAUCCCUUUUAUGCCUCUUCUUUUGAAAGAUAUCACCUUUAUCCAUGAGGGCAACAAGACCUUCCAUGACAACCUGGUGAACUUUGAGAAGUUGCACAUGAUCGCAGACACAGUCCGAAUGAUUCGACACUGCCAAAGCGACCAAACAGGCAACGAAGUGAUCGGAGUGGACAGCGCCGAGUUGCGGGCGAGCGUCCACUACUUACACAUCAUCGACAAUCAGCAGACACUCUUCGAACUCUCCCACAAACUCGAACCGCGGGCCUAGCAGCAAAAGGAAGGAUGUAAUUACCUUGUACAGUAUCUAUCCGAUUAAAUAUGACUGAUUUGUCUUGUUUGUGAUGCGCCCCCCCCCCCUCCAGUUAUUUAUCAACGUACCUAUCAUUUCUCAUUUUCGUUCCAAAAAAUGCCGACUGAAGUUUUUCACGUGUCCGUCAUUUGCUACACUGAAAAGUAUUUUCAGGAUUUUAGUCACAGCUGCUAGGUGUUACCACGUAGAUGUUUCUUUUUCGUCGUCGUGCAGUUGAUUUUGUACCUCAAAAAUGACGAGUCAGUGUUGGAGCAUUCAGCGAACAUACCUCUGCGUUUUUUGCCACUGGUGUUCAAACUAUUCACACUUCAAUAUUGACGUUCAAAUUAACGUGCCAUGUAUGGACCUAAAUAUCCAUUUUGUCAAAUGUUACACAAAUGCAUCGUAAAGAUAUGUUUCUCUUGGAAUUUAAUGGCCUCUCACUUCUAUUGAAACAACUUUAUUUUAAUGUAACAAAAUCUUCUUACAGUAUAACGCAUGCAUUAUGACUAAUAUGUAAACAGAUUUUUGUAUGCCUUUUGGAUAUUUGUAUUUUUCAUAGUAAGUCAAAUAGAUGUCGAAAACUGAGUGCCAAAUAAGAGUUAGAAGACACAUUCCAUUGCUGAGUUGAGCUUUAGAUCCUGUGAAGGAUACUAAACGUGCAAAUAUUAUUCACAUUAAACUGUACAUGCGCAUUUUCAGCGUUAUUUUAUGGGGGAAAUGACUUGAGAAGGUAACUUUAAGAUGCUUUGCUGUAGUGUUUCUCGACUAGACACUUAGAAAGAGCUCACACUGCACAUGAUGUGGUAAAAUUCAAUUACAUUGUGCUAUCUCUUCAAAUACAUUUAUUUCUGGGUUACUAUUGUGGCCAAAUGAUGGUUCAACAAUGCAAAAACUGGACUGAAAGUCAUCUGCGCAUGUUUCUGAAAUCCUUGAUAUGCAUAUAAUAAUUGUCCUUUUAUGCCAAAAUUGUCUAUUAAUGAGGACAACAGUGCACUUGUAAACUGACCUUUAACUGGAUAUCAAUGACGUUUCGUAGAAACUCCAUAUUAUGGCCGCUUGAGGGCGCCAGAGUACCUACUAUAUCGAUUAUGAUGGUCCUCUCUCCUGGAGACGUUUGUAGUUCAGUACUGUGAAGGGAGAAGGAAAAUUUCCUUUAAAAAAAAAAAAAAAAAGUCAAUUUAUUUCAGUGUUUGAAACACAACUGACUGUGGAAAGUUUUUGUCUGAAACCUGCAUGAUGCUAAAGACUUAAUGCAAAAGAGGGCAUGUUGAAGGCUUUGUACGUAUGUAAUAUGUGUAAAUUUAUGCCUAUGUACUGUUCUUAUUUAUUUGUUUCAAAGGCAAAAAAAGAAACGUGAACCACUAAGCAAUACAUUUAUGUCCACUUGAUGUUCUCAAGCCACAUGUCUUUUCUAUAGAGGUGUUUUACUACGUGGACAUUUGAACGCAAAUGAAUAAAUUAUAGGUUUUAUGUGAAA
Molecule: messenger RNA, 4567 nt
Organism: Corythoichthys intestinalis (scribbled pipefish)
Lineage: Eukaryota; Metazoa; Chordata; Actinopteri; Syngnathiformes; Syngnathidae
Gene: rapgef5a
Product: Rap guanine nucleotide exchange factor (GEF) 5a
Exons: 26
Coding region: 403-3066 (887 amino acids)
Biological process (GO): Ras protein signal transduction; positive regulation of GTPase activity
Cellular component (GO): plasma membrane
Molecular function (GO): guanyl-nucleotide exchange factor activity
Source: RefSeq, a predicted model, not a curated record